UGCCGUGAGGUUUUGAUGCGAUGGUUUGGGGGGCUCACGGGCGUGAGCCUUUUGGGCUGCUUGCGUGGUGCUCCUGGGUGCUGGCCGACGAUUGAGGAAGGUGGUGGUCGUCGGGAGUGGCGGAGGAGCAGGAGGCGAGGAGGCUGGACUGGAUGAACAACAGGGUGGGAGUGGGACAGCUGACGAGGAAGAAGAGGCACAUAGUGUGGGAAGCUGCUAUCGUCAUGAUCCUCUGGUUAUGCUAAUUCAAAUAAUUUAGGAUAUCAUUAUCUAUUCAAAGUUCCUGGUUCUGGGGCAAGAUGAGUAGAAGAGUACAGAAUGAAAAGGAUUCUGGGAGAAUCAAAAGCGAUGGGACAGCUGCUCGCACAAGGCCUUUGAGCAUUCAGGAUAUCAUGUCCCGUCGUGAAAAGAAAACUGCUUCAGAAGCUAAGAAAACCAAGGAAGGCCUCGAAGAGAACAGUAAUGGUAAAUCCAGUCAUUUGGAAUCAGGAAGAGGAUCCAAAAGCAGAAAGGAUCUCAGAGAUGUGCCUAUGGAUAGUUCCAAAAAGGAUAAUAGAGAUAGACCAGGGGAGGGUUCCAAGGAGGAGGAUAUGAGACAUAUGUUAAGGGAAGAGCAUAAAAAGGACAACAUGAGAGGUAAGCCAAGAGAGGUCUCCAAGAAAGACAACCCGAAAGAUAGGCCAAAAGACAGCUCCAAGAUAGAUAGCUUGAAAGCUAAAGUGAAGGUUCCAUCGAAAGAUGACCAAAGAGAUGCACCAAACAAGGGUGCCGAGAAAGAGCAGUCCUCCAUAAGAGACAACAACCAUUUGGUUGACAAAGAUAAAGGCAAUCAUAAUUCUCAUAAACUUAGCUCAUACACCAGUGGUCGUGUUGGCAAAAACAAAGGAGGGAACCAUGGUGACAUUACAGCAAGAGACGGUGAUGCAACAAUACAGGAAUCACAAAAAGGACCUGGGAAAAGAUGGAUUGAUGAACCAGUUGGUAAUGAUAGAAUCAAAGAGAGGAGUGAGAGGCGAGCUGAUGGAAAGAGAAAAAGCCGUGGCUUUGACGAUGAGAAGAGUUCUCAGGUUGAUCGAUCCACACUGAAGAAACAGGAUGCUGUGCGGCUGAAAGAUCCCAAACAUUUUGAUAGAGCAGACGGGAGGAAAGAGUAUGCAAAACUGCACCAUGAAGUGCCCAGGUCAAAAAGGAGAAGGUCUACAAGCAGGGAUUAUGAGCGAGAAAGAUAUGACAGGUCUGUCUCACCAUCCACAAGGGAACAAAGACAUAGCUAUCGUGGACAUGGUCAUGAUUAUUAUGCUCCAUAUUACUCCAUGGACAAAUCAAGAAGGAAUCAUGCUGAAACUGACCGGCAUAGAACAUCUUGGAAUGCUGGAUACAGUGGCGGGUCUUAUCGGAGAUAUGAAAGUCGGCUUGGUGGAUAUUCACCAAGGAAAAGAAAAACAGCACCAAAAGAUGAACAGACAACUAUCAAGACCGCUUCUCCAAUUAUUCGAUCUCCAGAAAAGAAAUCAGCCACAUGGGAUCAGCUUCCUGUGGCAGAAGAUCAAUCUAAUUUAGUUACCACUUUGCAGUCAACUGUUGGUCAAAAGGAUUCCUCUGUUCCAGUCAAUUUUUCCACAUCAAAGCAGGAUCUGAAUACUACCAUUGGAACUAUAUUGACAGGGAGUAGUUUGGCUGUUGAUUCUGUUCAGCUGACACAAGCAACCCGACCACUUAGGAGAUUGCACAUUGAAAAUCUACCAAGUUCGGCUACAGAAGACAUGCUAAUUGGCUGCUUGAAUGAGUUUUUGCUGUCAUCUAGUGUGAGCCAUAUCCAGAGGUCCAAACAACCAUGCUUCAGUUGUGUGAUAAACAAGGAUAAACGCCAGGCUUUUGUUGAAUUUCUUACACCGGAGGACGCUACAGCAGCUCUUUCUUUUGACGGACGAUCUUUCAAUGGUUCUUCUUUGAAAAUUAGACGCCCUAAAGAAUAUGUCGAAUUGACACAUAUUGCUCCUAAGAAGCCUUCCACAGAGAUUAAAUUAAUAUCCAAUGUCGUUGCAGAUUCACCACAUAAGAUUUUUAUCUCUGGGAUUUCUAGAGUGAUUUCAUCUGAGAUGCUCAUGGAAAUUGCUAGUUCAUUUGGUCCAUUGGCUGCUUACCGUUUUCUUUUCAAUGAAGACCUUGGUGGGGCAUGCGCAUUUCUUGAGUACAUUGAUCACUCCAUUACAUCGAAGGCAUGUGCUGGCCUCAACGGAAUGAAGCUUGGUGGAUGCAUCCUAACUGCUGUUCACGUGGUCCCUGAUCCUCCCACGCAGGUUGAUAACGAAGCUUCUCCAUUUUAUGGAAUUCCGGACAGUGCCAAAUCACUUCUUGAAGAACCAACAAAGAUCCUGCAGCUAAAAAAUGUGUUUGACCAAGAAGAGUACUUUCUACUUUCAAAAUCUGAGCUGGAGGAAAUAUUGGAAGAUGUACGUGUGGAGUGUGCAAGGUUUGGAGCUGUGAAAUCCAUAAAUGUUGUAGAGUAUCCUGGUAGCAGUGACAGCACUACAGGGGAUAUCAUAACUGUGUCUGAAGAUGGAUCUGCGAAGAAUGAACCCGAAGAAUAUGGUGGCAAUGUCAACCACACUGAUACUGGAGCAGAAUGUUCUGUAUUGAAUCAGAGUACAUGUGAGGUCCAGGAUCCUGUAAAGCUUGACAUAGAUUCUAUUCCCAAGGGUGCGGACCACAAUGAGCUUGACAGACUUCGCAAAUGUGAUGCACCUACAGCAGGAGAUGAGAAUACUGAUCAAAGCGCGGAAGCUGAUCAGACCGAUACUAUAGAUGCUGAUGUUCGUGCGGUGGAUGAUGGCACUCUUGAGAAAGGACAUGCAGACCCGCUGAUCCCGGAAAUCUGCUGUUCCAGUCCACCAGGAGAUGGAGCGGACAAACCUGGUAGGGAGAACGAGCAACAAUGUGGUACUGGCGUGAGUGAAAGCAACACGGAGAAGGCACCUGCAGUUGAUGCUAGAGACAGUGCUUCGGCUUCAAGCACCAGUGCGCUCGAAGCUGGCUGUAUACUUGUAGAGUUCUUGCGCAAGGAGGCUGCAUGCACGGCUGCUCAUUCACUACAUGGGCGGCGUUUUGGCAGCAGGAUUGUCUCUGCAGGAUAUGCUCCACAUGAUCUCUACUUGCAGAAGUACCCGAGGUGAUUUCUAGUGAUGAGAUAAUGUACCUUUUUGGGGGGGAGGAUUCUGAUGUACUGAUGGAACCCAAAGCUCUCAUGUAUCCCAGUAUGAACUAUGAACUAGCCUAGGCCUGUAGUAGUUUUGGUGUUUUGGAUGCAUAGGCUAAUCGUCAGUCAAUGAGAUUUCAUCAGAAUUGAUGUACUUCUAUUAUAGAAGGGACACACAGGGAUCAGUAGUCAGUAGUUGUUCUUUGGAGUAAAACAAUAGGAUAACACGUGAUCAUUAACCAUUUUAUCUGAGUUGCAGCUUGGUUUUUUGUUUGCAACCAGGGAAACUUAAACAUUCCCUUGUUGGAA
Molecule: messenger RNA, 3505 nt
Organism: Oryza brachyantha (malo sina)
Lineage: Eukaryota; Viridiplantae; Streptophyta; Magnoliopsida; Poales; Poaceae
Product: splicing factor U2af large subunit B
Exons: 10
Coding region: 300-3173 (957 amino acids)
Cellular component (GO): nuclear speck; U2-type prespliceosome; U2AF complex
Molecular function (GO): pre-mRNA 3'-splice site binding; poly-pyrimidine tract binding
Source: RefSeq, a predicted model, not a curated record